GCGUGUGCAGAGGUUAAAGUUGACGCUUCCGGCCGGUGUCUCUCUUCGUCGCUCCGCUUCGCGCAGACAGUCCUUCACUCAGCAAAGCCAUGUCCAACGUCGCCGAUACCAAACUAUACGAUAUUCUCGGGGUCUCACCCUCGGCCUCCGAGAACGAACUGAAAAAGGCUUAUCGGAAAUUGGCAAAGGAAUAUCACCCUGACAAAAAUCCAAAUGCUGGGGACAAGUUCAAAGAGAUUAGCUUUGCAUAUGAAGUACUAACUACACCAGAGAAGAAAGAAUUGUACGACCGUUAUGGAGAACAGGGUCUGCGAGAAGGUGGCUGUGGAGGAAGUGGGAUGGAUGACAUAUUUUCCCAUAUUUUUGGCGGUGGUCUGUUUGGCUUCAUGGGUGGACAGGGUCGGAGCAGGAACGGAGGGCGGCGGCGAGGAGAAGAUAUGGUCCACCCCCUGAAGGUGUCACUUGAAGAUUUGUACAAUGGAAAAACAACCAAAUUACAGCUGAGCAAGAAUGUUCUUUGUAGCACUUGUAAUGGUCAAGGUGGGAAGUCUGGUGCGGUCCAGAAGUGCACAGCCUGCAGAGGGCGUGGUAUGCGCAUAAUGAUCAGACAGCUGGCUCCUGGCAUGGUGCAACAGAUGCAGUCAGUGUGCACUGACUGUAAUGGUGAAGGUGAGGUGAUCAGUGAGAAAGACCGCUGCAAAAAGUGUGAGGGGAAGAAGGUGAUUAAAGAAGUGAAAAUUCUGGAGGUGCAUGUGGAUAAAGGUAUGAAGCACGGACAGAAGAUCACCUUCGGCGGUGAGGCUGACCAGGCACCUGGAGUAGAACCUGGAGACAUUGUCCUGGUCCUGCAGGAAAAGGAGCACGAGACGUACAGAAGAGAGGGCAACGACUUGCACAUGACCCAUAAGAUCGGCCUUGUUGAAGCACUUUGUGGGUUCCAUUUCACAUUGAAACACUUAGAUGCUAGACAGAUUGUGGUGAAAUACCCAGCUGGCAAAGUCAUUGAGCCAGGUUCAAUUAGAGUUGUUAGAGGAGAGGGCAUGCCACAGUACCGUAACCCUUUUGAGAAGGGUGACCUGUUCAUCAAGUUUGAUGUUCAGUUCCCAGACAACAAUUGGUUAAGCCCCGAGAAGCUGACGGAGUUAGAGGACUUGCUGCCUACACGGGCUGAAGCGCCAGUCAUCUCUGGAGAUGCAGAGGAAGUGGACCUGCAGGAGUUUGACAUGAGCCAGAGCUCCUCUGGUGGUCACCGCCGUGAAGCAUACAACGAUAGCUCAGAUGAAGAAGGAGGACAUCAUGGGCCUGGCGUGCAGUGUGCCCAUCAGUAAACCUGACCACAGCAAAUACCUUGUCCAGCUCCAACAGUGGGGAUUAAAAAAUGUUCUAGUUGCACAAUAAACAGGUGUGUUUAUAAUCCGAUUCGGGGCUGCCUUAAAUGAGAAUUUCGUACAGCCAUUCCUGACCACCUGAUUCCCUUGUAGUAAACGCACAGAUGAUCCUGCAUAUAGUAACCCUUUCUUGCCCCCCCCCCCCUCUCUCUCCCUGCGGCCCUCUAGAGGCAACCCCACUUCAGAGAGAAAAGGGUAAAUGUUGUUGUCAUAGUAUUCACAAGUUUAAAUCUAACCAUAAAAUGCAGUUUUGGCCCUGGACUUGAGACUUGUUGGAGAGCAGUGACCUAACGGAAGAGGAGUUGAGAGAUCCCAAAAGAAAGAAUAAGAAAUGCCUCCAUGGGACUUAAUCACCAAUCAAUUUUUUAGGCUUAUUUGCAUCUGUGCGCAAUUUUUACCACUUUAUUUUAUUUGUAGAUUUUUUUUUUUCUUUUUCUUUUCCUUUCUUUGAUAUUUUAAGAAUUGGAACAAGAGACUAUAAAAUGUAUAAAAUAAGUGAUUGUCAUUUAAGCUUUGUAUUGGCUGCGUUCACAAUUGAGUGUUUUAUGUUUUGAAAUAGCUGAAACAAAAUCAGUUGCCUAUUGUCAGCUAUCCAGGUGCAUGUUGAACAUUUUGGUCCCUUCACUGAUUGAAAUGUCUGUCAAAAGAAAGAGACAUCGUACACAAUGAAAUGAGUGGAGGAAAAAGCACCUUUAGGCUUAUAUCUUCUGUGAAAGUUUGAGUUGUUGAAUAAAAUGUCUUUCAAUAUCUCCUCAAAA
Pimephales promelas (fathead minnow) is the source of this 2146-nucleotide messenger RNA. RefSeq names its product DnaJ heat shock protein family (Hsp40) member A2a (gene dnaja2a). NCBI's taxonomy places the organism in Eukaryota, Metazoa, Chordata, Actinopteri, Cypriniformes, Leuciscidae. Gene Ontology annotation, biological process: response to heat; protein folding. The record is from RefSeq and is a predicted model, not a curated record. Gene Ontology annotation, molecular function: Hsp70 protein binding; ATP binding.